UCUCGUCUCGGACUGGACGCCACUGCAGUCGGCAGUCUUGAAGCGGUAAAUACGGUCAUAUGGUCUUAAAACCCUUCUCCCUCUCUCUCGACUUCCCGCCUCUCAAUCCAUCUUAAACCCAAAUCGUAGGCCCUUGUUCGAUCACUUCCCGAUCUGAUCAUAUGAGGCGCGCCUUCGAUGAGAUCUCCGAUGACGAGUGGGAGAAUCACACCUUCAAGCCUUCGAAGGUCCUCAAGAGGACCAAUCUCCCAUCUCUUCCCCCCAUCGAAUCCUUCGCCUACCAGCCCCAUGCCCCCGGGGGAACCGGGUCACACGAUAGCCCCGUUAAUUUGGACGACGAGGACGAGGAUGUGGGCGACGGCGACGUAAAGGUGACGCGUUCCCCACAUGGCUGCGGCAGUCGGGGCAGGCGAUUCGUAGUGGAUGACGAUAGCGACGUUGAUGAAGUGGUCGAGGUCCGGCCGGCUGCGCCUGAUGACGAAGAGAUCUCGUGGUCAGAGGAUGAAGCAGACGUCGUGGAAGAGGAAGCAACGAACCUACAGGAAGACCUAGAAGUAGAAGAGGUGGACGUCGUUGGUCGAGCUCUCCGCAAAUGUGGCAAGAUAUCAUCAGCCCUAAGGGAGGAGCUUUAUGGUUCCUCCAUUUCCAAUUGCGAUAGAUAUGCUGAAGUUGAAGCUUCUUCGUGCAGGAUUGUCACUCAGGAAGAUAUUGAUGCUGUUUUUGCUCGUGAGGAAUCUGAUUUUGAGCCAAGUUUGAAGCCUUAUCAGAUUGUAGGUGUGAAUUUUCUUCUUCUGUUGUACAGAAAAAGAAUCGGUGGAGCCAUCUUGGCAGAUGAGAUGGGUCUUGGUAAGACAGUGCAGGCCGUGACAUAUCUAAACUUGCUAAAGCACUUGAACAAUGACCGAGGUCCUCACCUAAUCGUCUGCCCAGCUUCAGUUUUAGAGAACUGGAAAAGAGAAUUGACUAGGUGGUGUCCAUCACUCUCUGUCUUAUUAUUUCACGGAAGUGGGAGAACAACUUAUUCAAAGGAAUUAACCUCUCUUGGCAAGGCUGGCUUGCCUCCUUCCUUCAAUGUAUUACUUGCAUGCUACUCAUUGUUUGAACGACACAGCUCACAACAGAGAGAUGAUCGUAAGGCAUUGAAGCGAUGGAAAUGGAGUUGUGUUCUAAUGGAUGAAGCUCAUGUUUUAAAGGAUAAGAAUAGCUUCCGAUGGAAAAACCUUAUGGCUGUAGCUCAAAAUGCACGACAACGCCUAAUGUUAACAGGAACCCCACUUCAAAAUGAUUUACAUGAGUUAUGGUCAUUGUUAGAAUUUAUGAUGCCUGAUAUUUUUUCCACUGGGGAUGUGGACCUGAAAAAGUUGUUGAAUGCAAAAGAUAAUGAUAUGAUCUCACAGAUAAAAUCCAUUUUAGGGCCAUUCAUAUUAAGGCGCUUGAAGUCCGAUGUUAUGCAGCAACUUGUUCCAAAGAUACGACAUGUUCAUUAUGUUCACAUGGGCUCGCAACAGUCUAUGGCAUAUGUUAAUGCCAUAAAUGAAUACCGUGCAGCUUCCCAGGCUCGGGUCUCAAAGUCUUCUGCUUCUGCAUCUGGAGUUGAUCUGCUCCCCAAACGUCAAAUUUCCAAUUAUUUUAUGCAGUUUCGCAAGAUUGCAAAUCAUCCAUUGCUGGUUAGACACGUGUACAGUGAUGAAGAUGUUGUUCGUGUUGCUGAAGUGCUGUAUCCAAAGGGUGUAUUUGGUUUUGAAUGUAGCAUAGAAAGAGCCAUCCAAGAGAUCAAGAGUUAUAAUGAUUUUGAAAUUCACCAGCUACUAAUUUUACAUGGUGACAAUGACACAAAGGUGACAGAUGAACAUAUCUUGGGAUCAGCUAAGUGUCAGGUCUUGGCAGAACUCCUACCUCGUUUGAAAAAGGAAGGGCACAGAGUUCUGAUAUUUAGUCAAUGGACAUCAAUGCUUAACAUUCUAGAGUGGGCAUUAGAAGUUAUAGGUGUAACUUACAGACGUAUGGAUGGAAGUACUCAAGUGCUAGAAAGACAAACUAUAGUGGAUACCUUCAACAAUGAUUGUUCCAUAUUUGCAUGCUUGCUCUCAACUAGAGCUGGAGGACAGGGUCUUAACUUGAUUGGAGCUGACACAGUUAUCAUUCAUGAUAUGGAUUUUAACCCACAAAUGGACCGACAAGCUGAGGAUCGUUGUCAUCGCAUUGGCCAAACUAAGCCUGUUACCAUUUAUAGUUGUCUGUUAACAGGCUUGUUACCAAGGAUACUGUUGAUGAGAACAUAUAUGAGAUUGCAAGGCGGAAAUUGGUUUUGGAUGCUGCAGUCCUUGAGUCUGGAAUCGAGCUGGAUAAUGAAGAUGUUCCUGAAAAGACUAUGGGAGAAAUUUUGUCAUCACUUAUUCUCAUCUGAAAUUUACCCAAACCAUAAAGUCAAUGAGAUUUGAUCACAUUUCUGAUGGACCUUACGUCCUAGAGCUGAUUCAAAUGCCUCUUACACUGAAAGUUGAACCUGCUUUGCAGUAUCUUCAUUUGGUUCUCUUAUUUUGCGUAGUUAGUUACAGUAAAAUUAAUAUCUUUCAGUGUUUUUCAGGAGAAAUGGCCUAAGGGAAAAUGUCUUUGUAAGUUUUUGUUCGAUUAUCCCAGUCAUUUAAGUUUCUAUGAACAAAUUGACGGCUUCUACAAGACAAUGAGAUGCAGACUGACUCAAGUCAAAACAAUUGGUUUUGUGGUUGACCUCCAUACUAUUAAGUGUACAAUUGUAUGAUACAGAAUACAGAUCUCAUUAUAAGUGAUGGGGGAUUUGCCCAUUCUACUUUGAUCA
Molecule: messenger RNA, 2818 nt
Organism: Zingiber officinale
Lineage: Eukaryota; Viridiplantae; Streptophyta; Magnoliopsida; Zingiberales; Zingiberaceae
Product: protein CHROMATIN REMODELING 19-like
Exons: 12
Coding region: 162-2441 (759 amino acids)
Cellular component (GO): nucleus
Molecular function (GO): chromatin binding; DNA binding; ATP binding
Source: RefSeq, a predicted model, not a curated record